Microplitis demolitor is the source of this 1881-nucleotide messenger RNA. It is a transcript of the gene Rab35, whose product is annotated as ras-related protein Rab-35. The record is from RefSeq and is a predicted model, not a curated record. The annotation marks the transcript as partial. Gene Ontology annotation, biological process: endocytic recycling. Gene Ontology annotation, molecular function: GTP binding; GTPase activity. The transcript is spliced from 2 exons. Gene Ontology annotation, cellular component: endosome membrane; plasma membrane. Lineage: Eukaryota; Metazoa; Arthropoda; Insecta; Hymenoptera; Braconidae.
UUUAAAGGAGUUGGAAAAAGUUCACUGCUGCUCAGGUUUGCUGACAACACAUUCAAUGGAAGCUAUAUAACAACAAUAGGAGUUGAUUUUAAAAUAAGAACUGUGGAAGUUGACGGUGAACGAGUUAAGUUACAAAUAUGGGACACGGCUGGACAAGAAAGAUUCCGGACAAUAACGUCGACGUAUUACAGAGGAACACAUGGUGUUAUUGUUGUUUAUGACGUAACCAGUGGGGAUUCUUUUGCGAAUGUCAAACGAUGGUUACAUGAAAUAGAGCACAACUGUGACAUUGUCAACAGGGUUUUAGUUGGCAAUAAAAAUGAUGCGCCUAAUCAUAAAGUUGUGUUGACAGAAGAUGCUCAACGUUUUGCCAACCAAAUGGGGAUUCAAUUAUUUGAAACUUCUGCUAAGGAUAAUAUUAAUGUUGAAGAGAUGUUUAUGGCGAUAACACGUCAAGUUUUACGCACAAAGAAAGAACGUAAAGAACGUCAGGCUAUACAAACAAACGAAACAGUUAAUUUAAGAAAAAGUACCAAGCAACAUAGGAAAAAAUGUUGUUAGCACGUUUUAUUAUACUAAUUAUUUAAUUUUAAAACAAAACUAAACUAAAAUAAAUAAAUAUUUAGUUACUUUCUAAAUAUUUUUUAUUUACGGACAUUGAAUAAUAAUUUAAUAAUAAACAAUUGAAAAAAAAUUGAUAAAAAAAAAUAAAUAAAUACGAGUAUUAUUGAUCUCGUUAUUUAAGACAGAGAAAGCUUCAAUGUGUGUCAUAGAUAUUGUGCUCACUAGUUUCAAACGUUUAUUAGCUAAUUUUAUACAAUUAUUAAUAUAUUAUAAUAAUAAUAAUAAUUAUUAUUAUUAUUAUUGUUAUUAAUAUUAUUAUUAUUCUGAAUCUUGCGACUGUUAUAUCAUGUGAAAGGUGACUCAAUUAACAUACACUUGAUGAACUUUUUCUCAUCAGUGUAAGCUGAAAGAACAAGAAUAAAAUAAUCAACAAAUUAAUGAUACUGCAGUUAACCGUCUAAUAACUUUUGAAUUUUUAUAAAAUUGAUAAAUUAUGAAAGAAAAAUUUUUUUGACAAAUUGCAUUUAUAGCUUUUUCAAUUUUCUACAUGUGCAUAUUUUUAGUUUUUUUUUUUUUUUUUAUAAUUAAUUCGUUGCAAAUAAAAAUCCGAAAGUUGUUAAUUGUCUGCUAACUGCAGAAUCAUAGAAAUUUGAUACUGAACUUAGCCGACGUUUAAUAAUUUUUGAAUUUUUUUAAGUGAUAAAUGAUGAAAAAAAUUUUUUUGAAAAAUUGCACCUGUAGCUUUUUUAAUUUUCUACAUGUGCAUAUUUUUAGUUUAUUUUUUUUAUAAUUAUUUUGUUUAAAAAAAAAAUUCGAAAAUUAUUAAUUGUCUGCUAACUGCAGGAUCAUAAAAAUUACUAAGCAUAAAAAAUAAUAAUUUGAUAACUCAACGAAUAAAAAAUUUAUAUUAUUACAAAACUAUUUACAAAACACAUAAACUCGUAGAUAAUUUAUUAAGUAUAAUCAAUUGCUAUUUGUAAAGUGUUACAAGACAUUUUUUUUAAUAAUAAAAAAAAACAAUUUUUCAUAAAAAAAAAAACACUUUCCGUUAUAAUUUAUAUAAAUACCGUAAAAAAAUAAUACAUGUAAAUAUAUACAUUAUUUUUUAAACAUUUUACAAAUAGUGCAUACGAUAAAUUAAUGGCCCAAAUAAGAACUCACGAGUUAACUGACAAAUAAAAUAAAAAUGCUUAAACACCCUUUUUAAAAAUGUAAGGUUUAAUUUGCGUGGCGACUGAGACGUAUUACAAUAAAUCUGUGAUAAAAAUCAAUACUAGCAGUACAUUUGUUGUUACUUUGUCACUAAAUGUCAGUUAA